Folsomia candida is the source of this 3487-nucleotide messenger RNA. It is a transcript of the gene drongo, whose product is annotated as arf-GAP domain and FG repeat-containing protein 1. The record is from RefSeq and is a predicted model, not a curated record. Gene Ontology annotation, molecular function: GTPase activator activity. The transcript has 8 exons. NCBI's taxonomy places the organism in Eukaryota, Metazoa, Arthropoda, Collembola, Entomobryomorpha, Isotomidae. Bases 739 to 2472 code for a protein of 577 amino acids.
GCUUUAUUAUGAAGUCACUUCAUUGAAGUGUAAGAGUUUGGUGGUGAAGAUGAGAUUGAAACUCAUAUGAAUCUAUAUGCUAAGCUAUUGAGAACGAGGUCUCAUUUUGGUAUAGAAGAAAGAACCCGUUGCAUUCAGCAACACAUCCGCCUGCCUGGUCUGACUUCGUUUAUUGCCAGCCGAGAAGAGAGAGAGACCACAAACAACAAGUGGAAUUCGAGUCUGUUGUUAAAUUUAACUGAAACCACAAAUUAAAUAUUUUUGUGCGCUUAAUUGAACAGUUGGUUAAUAAAGUGGAAUAGUAGUUUUUUUGGUGGGGGGACGACGACGGAAGGAAAAGGAAAGGUGACGAAUUGGUGUGUGUAAUUAGUAGAGUUAAUCACUUGGAAGGUGGAAGGAGAUCUAUUAUAGGGAAGGAUUUGUUGUGCGACUGAUGCUGAUAAGGAGGGGCUUAUCUGAGCUGUGUGGUGACUCUUAUCCAUCCAGUUGUUUGUAGGGAGUUUGGUAGUAUUGACAUUGUGACAUUGGUUUUGUUUCGUGCGCCGUCUUUCUCUUUCUUAUCGAUCGAUAUCGUCCAAGUAUCGAAUAACAAAUUAUCAUUGUUAAUUCCAAUCUGGUGGAGAGUGCUUAUAUAUAUAUAUGUAUACGUUACUUUGAAGCUAAAAACGAAGUUAAGUUGUGCGACUGUAUAGUGAAAAAGUUGGCGAUUAAAUUGGCAAAAUAAAUUUAUCAAUAACGAUGUCGUCAAAAACGAGCAGUCGGAUAACAUCAUCCUCAUCUUCUGGAGCUGCCAAAUUGGUGGAUGAGUCGCAUAUGAAGACCCUCCGCGAGUUGGUCCAGCUGCAGGGAAAUCGCCAUUGUUUCGAGUGUUCGCAAAGAGGGCCGACCUAUGUCGACGUUACGAUCGGAUCCUUUAUUUGCAUGACCUGCUCAGGACUGUUGCGAGGAAUAACGCCACCACACCGAGUCAAAUCCAUCUCGAUGGCCACCUUUACUCCCGACGAGAUCCAGUUUUUGAGGACGAGAGGAAAUGAGUACUGUCGGAAAGUUUGGCUGGCCACGUACACAUCUCGCGAUUCCAAUCUCGCCUCUUCUGCCACCACAGAGACGGACAGUGAUAAAAAGAACACGUUAAAGAGCCACAUGUCCGCAAAGUACGAACAGAAGAGGUAUUACCUCGACCCCUCGAAAAUCCCAGACCUGCAUAACAAUGACGUGGCGUCAUUCUCACUCUCCGGGGGAUCAUCUUCGGGCUCUUCCGUUUCGAAUAGAUCACCCUCCCUUUCUUCCGCUUCGUCCGGUUCAUCCCUCUCACAGGGUGUCCAUACCAGCGCCAACGGUAACAACGCUCCCAGUCCUAUCAUGAACAACUUGCGGAAUAACGCCUCCCUCAUCUCCGCUUCCGGUCUGGGUGCACAUCACAAUGGAGCAGGUGGAGGAACACCUUCGUCAAGGCUGGUCAACUCACAGACGUUACCGGAUAUAAAGCCCCUCUCGUCCCUCCUCCCCCUGCAGCCCAUUAACUUUAUCAACAACCUGUCCAAUCCCGUGGUCCAACAGCAUGAUGAUAAAAUAAUCAACACAAACCACCAACUACAGAAUGGGAGCAGUAGUAGUAGUAAUAAAGAUCCUUGGGCAGUAGGUGAUGGAGGGGCUGCUACAAAUGGUUUCAAUGCAAACUUUGCCAAUUUCGAUGAAGCAUUUUCUUCCCCAGAAAAUGGGAGCGUGUCCUCCCCGAAUUUCGACCCCUUCUCGAAUUCAUCAAAUCACAGCAAGAAUCACAGCAUAAGCCGCAACAAGCCGAGCAACAUUGUGCUAAAUGGAGGUGAUAAUUCUAUAAAUUUUGGUGGAUUUGCCACCUUUGAUAAACCUCUGCUUCCAAUCUCUCACCAAAAUCAAAAUGGAGGAAAUUUAAACAACGAUCUGAAUAAUGGUCACUAUGGACAAAAUGGCACUGGAGGAGGAAGUGCGGGCGAUAGAUACGCUGCAUUGAAAGAUUUGGACGAAAUAUUUAAACAAGGAAGUGACUCUGGCGAAAUUGCAAAAAAUACGACACCCCAAACUAACGGAACAUCAAACAACACACAUCACACCGGACUGAGCAAUUCCACCUCGAUGCCUGCCAAUUUGUCCUCCUCAGGAAACAAUGGGUGGUCAUCCCUCGUCUCGCCCGGUCACAACCAGCAACCGAAUCCAUUCUCAAUGUUUGGGACAUCACCCAACAGUUCUGGCUGGGGUGCCGGUCCGACUCCCCCCACGAUGAAUCCAUUCGCCGCAGUUGUGGGAGUAUCAUCCUCGCCCGCCACGUCCUCUUGGUCCGGUCCCCCUAGUCAAGGUCAUCAAGGAAACUUUCUCUUUAGUGGUCACUCUCAACAUCAGUUUGGUCCAUCUUCAUCGUCUCAAAUGUUUAACCCAUUUGCCACCACAGCCACGACUGCGCCCAGCUCAAAUCCCCAUAACCCCUUCCUCUAAAAAAAAGUUUAGUGGAAACCCCACUAAAAAUGAAUCUGUCUGACCAAUCUGCAAAACGAAAUCUCUCCUCACCAAUGAUUCACGAACGACGAGACGUUAACUUAUAAUUAUUAUUAUAUAAAUUGUUAUAUAAUUGUUGCCAUAUUUUAUUAAGUAAGGCUGACUUUCUCUCCGAUUAGGUAGAAGUUUAUUGUUAGAUAGAGUUAGAUGAAAAUUAAUUCAGAUUAGUGUUAAUUUUUCUCCGUCUUGGAAUUAUACUUGGAACAAGAAAACUCUUCCGGUUCCGGUAGUGAAGAUAGCGUAUAGUUCCACAUAUUAUAUGACGUUUUCACCUUAUCUUCCAUUAGGCAGAGAGAAAUCGAAAUCUAAUCUCAUCUCCGGAUUAACAAAUCCCCCAUUUAAUACUGUGCUGACCAGACCCUAUUAUCAUUAGUUUAUAGUUGUGUGGGUGGGGUGGGAAUUUAUCAUGGUGAUUGCGAUGACGAUGCGUUAAACUUUAUUAUAAUCUGUGAGAUAAGUCUGGUUCGGUUUUUUUGUUAUGUUUUUUUUUCGUUCUGAUAUAUAAUUUAGAUAGUUUUGAGAUCUCGCAUUUAUGUAGAAGGUUUCGUCUUCUUGACGUAACCAUAAUUUGGGUGAUGAUUUAAUGUCAGAUUAUUAUUAUGACUAUUCGAUGAAUGAUUACUUAAUUAAUCAAUUAACUAUGAUUAUUUAAAUACUUAUUAUUAUGUAGAUGCUACUAUUGUUUAUUACUUGUAGAAAGGAAGGGAUGGAGGUUUUUGAGAAAGCGUGCGGUUAUCAAAACUUGUGUGAAAGUUGUACCUGUUCUAAAAAAACUGGAAGCCUUGUUCUCCCGUAACUAAAAGUGUAAUUAAUUAAUUUCCUAACUUGGUAAUUAAAGUUGGAAAUAAAUUUAAUUAGAUUUAUUAUGAUUUGGAUUGGAGAUUUCGGAUUGGAGCGGAUGUGAAUGUGAUGAUGAUUGAUUCGAAUAAAAUUAAUUUAAAAAAUAAUUUGUCAA